GAAGCCAUUGCUCUCUGUUCCGAUGAAGACUUUGCAAGAGGAUAUCAGAAGCUGGGCAUGAAUGUGACCAAGAACGAGAAGGAUUGGCAGGAGGCCAUCGACUUCUUUGCGGAGGCCCGUACCGGCAGCGUCAACUUGAGCUCAAUGUCGUCGCUGCAAGGUGUUGAUGCAAAAGAGCUGGAAAGAGUACAACAGUUCGUUGAAGGACGGAACCGGUGGCCAGAAGAGCCAGCCGACUUCAAGC
This is a messenger RNA of Symbiodinium sp. CCMP2456, 244 nucleotides long. The record is from the annotation of a GenBank genome assembly. Lineage: Eukaryota; Dinophyceae; Suessiales; Symbiodiniaceae.